GUUUGCUUCUCCUGUAACUUGCUAAUAUUAGCCCGAUUUCCCUGCAUCUGUUUCUCUAUCUCUCACGAAAGCUCGUUUCUUUUCUUAUUCAACGGCAACUGAAACAGAAGAAGAACCCUAGUCAACAGCAACCGACGCUGAACUGUCCCAGUCAAACUCGCCAAACGCCUCUCCCUCUUUCUUUUCUAACCUGAACGGUUCGCUACUCAAUUGGGUUUCCGCCGCUUGCUAUUGGGUCCUGAAGAAACAGUAGAACAGAGCCUGAGAGUAAACGGAGGAGUUUCUUCCUUAGAUUCCGGGUUGUAGAAAGAUUUGGUGGGAACAGACAUGUGAAGAAGAUGGAGGGGACAAAAGGGUAUCUUGUGAAUGGUGGGGAGAAUAGUAAUGGGAGCUCUAGCAAUGGCAUUCAUAGGCUAUCUUCUCCCAGCCUCCCUCCACCUCCGCCGCCAUCGUCGUACCGGCAGCGUUUCGUCAAUGCUGGUGUGCCCGUGUCUUGUAAGAGGACUCUGGUUUGCCAUCCGUCUCUUGUGAAGACAUCUGCAUUUGACAUCUCUGUGGAAUCUGAAGUUAGCAUACGAACCCACCUCCCUGAUUAUACUCCUAUUGUCCGCUCGAGAGCUUUUUCGGAUAUUGGCUUUCGCUCAAGAAUGGAGGACGUCUAUGCAUGUAUUGAUGAUUUUACAAUUGAUAAUGGUCUCAGACAUGAUAUUGAUGGGCCUAACGCUUUCUAUGUGGUGUUUGAUGGGCAUGGAGGGAAACACGCUGCAGAUUUUGCAUGCCACCAUUUGCCGAGAUUCAUCAUUGAGGAUGAAGACUUUCCUAGAGUUAUAGAAAGGGUCAUUGCAUCUGCUUUUCAGCAGACUGAUAGUGCUUUUGCAGAGGCGUGCUUGCUUGAUGCUGGUCUUGCUUAUGGUACCACUGCUUUGGUUGCUUUAGUUAUGGGAAGGUUAUUGGUGGUGGCAAAUGCUGGAGAAUGCCGGGCAGUGCUUUCUCGGCGUGGCAAAGCAGUUGAGAUGUCUCGCGAUCACAAGCCAGGCUGCACCAUAGAACAGAAACGCAUCGAUGCAUCUGGAGGAUCUGUUGAUGAUGGCUACCUAAAUGGACAGCUCAAUGUUGCUCGGGCAAUAGGAGAUUGGCACAUGGAAGGGCUGAAAGCCCUGGAAGGUGGUCCGCUUAGUGCCGAGCCUGAGCUAAUAACCACAGAGCUGACAGAAGAUGAUGAAUUCCUCAUCAUAGCAUGUGAUGGAAUAUGGGAUGUGUUCGGGAGCCAAAAUGCAGUAGACUUUGCCCGACGGAGGCUUCAGGAGCACAAUGAUCCGGUUGUCUGUAGCAAAGAUUUGGUUGAUGAAGCCCUAAAGAGGAAGAGUGGGGACAAUCUAUCUGCUGUUGUUGUUUGCUUUCAGUCUGGGCCACCCCCAAACUUGGUUGCCCCACGUUCUAGGGUGCAGAGGAGCUUCUCUGCCGAGGGCUUGAGGGAGCUGCAGAGCUUCUUGGACGACUUGGCCAAUUGAGAUGAUGAUGACGACUGGUUCCCUGUUGUUUUACCGGUUCCAUUUUCCUAGUAGAGUCCACUAAUUUGAAUUUAUUAGGUUUAAUUUUAGCCUUUUAGGUAUUGAUGAGUCAAUCCCAACUGUAACAUAUGUGGCUGCAAGGUGGUGGUAAUUUUCUUCAUAAUCUGUUCUCCCUCGUUGAAGUAGGCAAGGCAUAUGCCUUGACGUUGGAACUAUUUAUUCCAUGGUGAUCAAGCAAUCCUGAUAACGAGAAGGACACCGAUGACUUUUAAGUCUGGUGGAUGGCGCAGCGGCAUUAGGAUGUGACGUCUUAGCAUCUGUACCAUGUCUUGACUUUUUGUUUCUCAUCGUUUAACUUGUUCAGCAAGGAAGUUUGUGUACUGUCUGGUAGCAUGGUGUAGGGGUCAAGUUCCUUCAUAUUUGUUAACAGGUCAUUCAUAAUAUAUAAGAAAUGGAUUUUCAACAGAGAGAAUUGCAG
Linum tenue is the source of this 1989-nucleotide messenger RNA. Lineage: Eukaryota; Viridiplantae; Streptophyta; Magnoliopsida; Malpighiales; Linaceae. The record is from the annotation of a GenBank genome assembly.